GCCUUGUGGAAAGCUAGCUCUAGGACAGAAUGGUAUCAAGAUUAUCAGUGACAAGUCGAAUUCUGUGGUUAUGUUUUUGCGAAUACAGAAAGAUAUAUAACCAUUGCAAUUUGUUUCAUCAUAAUUUUCUAAAAUUUUAUUUGGCAAAAAAAUAAAUAAUGCACAGGUUUGUAUGGCCUGGAUAUAAAAAGUAACCAGUAUUUUUAAAUCUACACUUACUGAUAAGUUAUGGCAGACAAUAGAAAACAGACUUCACCUAGCCGUUGGUUCAGUGACUUCUAACAAGAUGCACAACAUGAACUGCUCUGCUAGGUUGUCCUCUCUAAAAGUGUUGUUGUUCUUUUCAUAUGUAAAAAUUAUAAAUCAAAUAGAUUCCUCAUAGCCUUUAUUUUACUUUGAAUUCACGUGGGGGGUUCUCCCGUAUAUGGGCUUUACAGGUAUGUGAGGCCUCAAAGGGAAGGGUUUUCAUUCGUUUUAUGGUCAUAGAUAGGGUAUCAAUUUUAGCCAUUUUUGUCAUAAAUAGGGUCUGGCUUAUCCCCUCUUGAAGUUACUUUUUGAGGUCAUAAAUAAGGAAGGGAAAAUCGCAUUUUAGUCAUCAAUAGGAUAAGGGUUUUGGGAAGCGGGCCACACACCCCCCAACCCAAUUUUUCCGUUAGUAUCCCCCGGCACUCCACCUCACUCUCUUCAGUUACCGUAACACCUUUAGACUUCAAUCAGUUCGAAUACAGGAGAAUUGGGGAUUUUGGGAGGGCAAGCGCAAGGCAGGAGGGAAGAAAACUUUUACUAACAAAAUUGGGUUCACUGAUUGUAAACAAAUGGUUGUAAAAUGGUUUCGUUGCGGAUAUUUCUACAGGCUUGUGGCUAAAUGGUAAUCUUUGAAAUAAGGAUGUGAUAUACAUCAUUGCAGAUGUAAGCACUACUUAGUACACGAGAACUCUGUUUAAACUUGGACCUGUAAACUUAUACACUUCACCACUGACUCGCGAAAUAGCAACUCUUAUCGGGAUGGUUACUAGUACAACACGAUGUAAACUAUGGCAGAGGGACACACACAUAUAAGCAGUCACUUAAUUAAGUAAGUAAAGUUCAACUGUACUGAAGUUAUCUUCAAUAGAUAACUGCCUGCGUCAUAAUCUGGUCCAAACAACUGCAACUUCGCCAAAGGCUAUCGCUUCCUCUACAAAAUGGACAGCUUCACCUACGCAAGGUAAUGUUCAACGUUUUAUAAGUUUGACAUUUGCUUUCCUAUUCCGUGCCUGUAGAGCUACCAUGCGCAUGGAGUAAGUGGCAGAGCCUUCAGCAUUGUCAUCGAUUUUAUAUAUUUUUCUUUGUUGAAGAUAGCACUUUGCACAAACAUAUCUAAUGUACAUGUCUUCUUUACCCAAUUACUUUCGAUCAGUUCACGCUCAAGGCUAAAUGUACUGAGUGGUUUUCGCUUAACUGGAUGUCGAACGUAUUCUCAUUUGAUCUGGUUUUGCAUUUCUCCCCUAGGAGAUUGGGUUAAGAACUUGCGCUGCUUUCUCAUCCAAUCAGAAGUAAAACCAAAACCAAUCCUAAUUCCCUCGUACUGAUUGGUUCACUGGAUUGUCUGCUUUCUUUGUUAUGGACCAAAGUAAUGACUUUGGUUGUGGUUUUACGACAUUCGAUUAAAACCGCUGUUACCUGCUUUAAGCCUACUUACAAAAGCAUUCUAAGCAACUUUUGUCAUUUAUUAGAUUUUACCAGAGACCCAGAAGGAGGUAAGCAGGCUCAUGACAAAGAUAACUGCUCCUCAGUAGUGAUAAUUGUUACGUCGCUAGUAGCAGUAUUAUCUGUUGCGUUCCUUAUUCUUGGUGCAUGUUUCUUAUCUUGGCGAAAGAAACAACGAAAAGAUGUAAGAAAUGCAACCGAUGCAAGGGACCAACUUGAUAAUCAAGAAAGGUCGUCGUUGAGCCCAGAAAAUGUGGCGAGAGGGCUUGGGUUCUCUGAGGAAGCAGAACCCUGUGAUAUGAAACGCGAAAAUCAGUGGCGGAAAACAAAUCAGUCUUCGAGUCAAGAGUGUGGAUAUGCCAUGUUGACUCCUCGUGCAAUGAUGCUGCCAGGGGAUAGUUCCUAUGCAUCGCUGGUGAAAUCAAAACAAGAAGACUGUAUCAGUGAAUCUCCUGUCGCCGCUUCUCCUUUGCUGCAACACGAUGACGAACGUCAUGAUCAGCUGCCCACAUACGUCAAUGCGCGUUCUGCAAACUACGCGAAUGUAUAACUGGAUGGAUGAAGAGGGAACGUGAUGACAUAAGUAGUCCAUACUUGCCCUGGGUUCCGCUCGAAUUCGAGAUAUUGAUUAAGAGAUAUUAGCUUAAAUAAUGGCCAGUUGAUGCCAAUGCCUUCAGUCAUACAUGAAGUUAAUUUCAUCUGUUCUCAAGGAAACUAGACAAACAAUUGAUUGACUUAGUGUUAAUGGCGCCGAUGUUGAGAAAUUUCGAAAUUUAAACAUUUUCAGAAACACUUCCACCUAAAGCUGCUGUCAAAAGCGAUGCUAUGAAUGAUUACUUCAGUGUUUAAUUAUAUCUUAGCAGAUAAACAGUUAGUUGAAUAACAAGGAUAUGUUACAAUUUUUAUCACAUGGAAGAAUGGUUUUAGAAGUUUAUGUUGCAACAUUGCCGAAUGUUGAAGAAUGAUCAUAGUAUAUAGUAGGAAUUACAACGUCUCCAUGCAGGUGUUCUUCCCUUGACAUAUUUUAUUCAUGAAGCCAUUCAUAGACAACUUGUUUACUAAGUGAUAGAUCCUGCAAACAGGAUAGCUUUUGUUUGGUUAUAGCGACUUCAUAGUCUUGUUGCUAUUCCUUAAACUCCAGCUUGUUACAUGUUUUUAUAGAGAGGAAUCACAAGGCUUUUUUAAGCCAACUCGUGCUACACUUUGUUUUCUAUGACAAUAUUCGUUAUAAGAAUAUUGAGGUUGAAAUUUGGGAAGUUUGUAGAAUAUUUUAAGAAUAAACCCGAGGGUGAGGUUUUGAGAAGAAUAUAAUUUUGUGUGUCGAAAAAUUAUAAAUACAGUACAAUUAUUUGCAUUUAACUAAACCUCAUAAAAGUUCCUCCUUCCAUAAACGGCAAAGCUAGCCAAAACACGAAAACAAAAACAGUACUAGCCGUAUGUUCGAUGCUAAUAGAAUUUCUCCAAGACGUUAUGUGUGUCAUAUUAGGCUUUAUUUCUUGCAGUCUGGCUCCAAAUUAAUUCAACGCCCUCCGUUAUGAUAUAAGACAGAUAAUCGGACGCUGUGUCGGCAUAGUCCACUUUGUAUUCCUAUAAUCUACAUGUAAGA
Molecule: messenger RNA, 3295 nt
Organism: Orbicella faveolata
Lineage: Eukaryota; Metazoa; Cnidaria; Anthozoa; Scleractinia; Merulinidae
Source: RefSeq, a predicted model, not a curated record